ACAAUGGGUAAAGGUUUUAAUAAUUACAUGUGCAAGAAAUUCUUUCAUCCAGCUUCUCGAGAUAACCUGAAAAGAGUAUGGAUGGCAGAGCAGAAAGCAGACUCCUACAAAAAGAAACAGGAAGAACUGCGUGUCCAGUAUGAGAAGGAACAAGAUCUAUACAAUAACAAAGCAAUGUUAAGUAAAGAGAGCAAAGACAAACUCAGUGUGAAUUUCAUGUAUGAACCUCCUCCUGGUGCAAAGAAAGAAAGAGAACGUGAAGACGAUGAACCAGAAUACAAGUUUGAGUGGCAGCGCAAGUUUAAUGCUCCAAGAGAAGAUUAUUGCAAAGGGGAUUCUGAGAUUCGUGAUCAGCCAUUUGGAAUUCAAGUACGUAAUGUUCGCUGCAUCAAAUGUCACAAGUGGGGUCACAUAAAUACAGACAAGGAGUGUCCACUAUUCAAGCAGGCGAGUGUCAGUCAGACAGCCAAUGGACUGGAUCCUCUGCUGUUGGUGCGACAGAUGAAAGAAGAUGGACUUGCAAUGAAGAAGAGUGCCUUGGACACCCAACAUCACAUCGGACUGCCGCACACUUCUAACCAGUCAAUGAUACCGAGUGAAGAUGAAGAAGAUACGCAAGUCACUCAAGAAGACUUAAAGAUUCUCAAGUCUCUAUCUACCAAAAAGAAACUCAAGCUUUUGAGAAAACUUGAGAAAAUGGAAAAUGGUGGAUGUGUUAAGAAGAAUUCUGUUAAAAAAGAUAAGAAGAAAAAGAAAAAGAAGGAAAAAGAUGAAUCAGAUUUAGAAGAGAGGAGGAAGAAGAAGAAAAGUUCAAAGAAAACACGUUCUAAUAAGAAAGAAAAAUAUAACUUGGAUACCUCUUCGAGUGAAAGUGAUGUGGACUCAGAUUCUGACAGUGUGCACACCUCAAGGAAGCAUAAAAAGAAAACACAGUCCUCAAAUUCUGAAAAUAGCAAACAAAAACGUGAACCCAAAAGCUAUAGGAGUGAAAGAAAAGUUAGUGAAUCAUCUGAGAGUGAUUCAAAGACAUCCAGGAAAAGGAAAUUCAAAGAUGAAGAAGAAGACAGACAUCACAUGUCAAGACGAGAAGACAGGAAAGAAAAGCAUUUUAAAAAUAGGUAGUUUUUUAUAAUGCAUAAUUGUUAUGAAAAGUAAUAUGUAUAAUGCUGUAAAUGUGUAUAAUAUAAAUGGUUUUGUAAUGAUAUUAAUAAAUUAAAGUACAUUUUAACUUAUCAUUAAGGUUA
Molecule: messenger RNA, 1244 nt
Organism: Homalodisca vitripennis (glassy-winged sharpshooter)
Lineage: Eukaryota; Metazoa; Arthropoda; Insecta; Hemiptera; Cicadellidae
Product: corepressor interacting with RBPJ 1
Exons: 7
Coding region: 4-1122 (372 amino acids)
Biological process (GO): negative regulation of DNA-templated transcription
Cellular component (GO): nucleus
Molecular function (GO): transcription corepressor activity
Source: RefSeq, a predicted model, not a curated record